GCUCCUUCAUUAAAAAAAAAAAAAAUAAUAAAAAAAAAACUCCAAACUGGAAAUUUUUUAGAAGAAAAUUGAUUUUUGCCCUAGCCCCCUUAUGACAAUCUGACUCUUUCUACGUUUGUUUUUCCACUCUUGCUACUCGCAUUUCUUUCCCAGCUUAGGUGCGUGUCUCUCAGUCUCAGCUUCGUUGGUACUCCGAUAAGGGUUGGCAUGCUGGUAUUUUGGGAUUCAGUCAUACCCCCGUUAAGUUGUGGUGAUUGCUUUCAUAUUCUUCCAACAUGUCAUCCCUAAGGAAUGCAGUUAGUAGACGGGCUCAUAAGGAGCGACCUCAACCGCAAGAAAGGAAAAGAUUUGGUCUCCUUGAAAAGCGCAAGGACUAUGUAGAGCAUGCAAAAGCAUUCCAUAAAAAGGAGGAGGCUAUACGAAGGCUCAAAGAGAAAGCGGCAUUUAGAAACCCAGAUGAGUUUUACUUCAAAAUGAUUAAGACACAAAGACACGUCAUCAUUGACUAUAGCAGAAGACUCGCAAAUAAAUACACUCCAGAAGAGCUUAUGCUUAUGAAGACCCAAGAUAUAGGAUAUAUCCUCCAGAAACUGCAGAGUGAGAAAAACAAAAUUCAAAAAUUGAUUGCCAUGCUGCAUUCUCUUGACAAUCAGUCAUCCAAUAGACAUAUCUAUUUUGCUGAAGAUUGGGAGGAUGCUAAAGAAGUACAAUCUCGCUCUUCAAAGGGCAGAAUGUUGCCUGCUUCUGAUGACAUUCCUGAGCAUAUAAAAAGGAAAACAGCUUCUUCCUACAGAGAACUGGAAGCGAGGAGGAGUAGAGUCAGUGACUUGGAGAAAAUCUACAUGGAUAUGACAAUGCAGAAGGAAUUACAGAAAAAAGGAUGAAAGCGUAAGCUUCAUGAGGAUGAGAUUGUCAAUCCCACAUCCAAACCUGUAUACAAAUGGCGGACUGAGAGAAAGCAUUUAGGAGGAGAUUGUCUUGAUUUGUAUUGAGCUUUUCUUUCAGAAUUUUGUACUACAAUAUUCGAGAAAUGGUGCCAGAGUUGGCUUUCAUUUCCAACUGUAGAUUAAGAAACUAUGAGAUGUUCAGGUGACAACCUAGUUUAUUUGUUGUUUUAGAUUGUAUAUAAAUAAUUUUAACUAAGUUCCAAGAUGCAUAUUUCUAAACGUAUAUUUUACUUUUUUAUUUUA
Molecule: messenger RNA, 1190 nt
Organism: Ziziphus jujuba (common jujube)
Lineage: Eukaryota; Viridiplantae; Streptophyta; Magnoliopsida; Rosales; Rhamnaceae
Product: probable U3 small nucleolar RNA-associated protein 11
Exons: 10
Coding region: 276-884 (202 amino acids)
Biological process (GO): rRNA processing
Cellular component (GO): nucleolus; small-subunit processome
Source: RefSeq, a predicted model, not a curated record